Molecule: messenger RNA, 2217 nt
Organism: Galendromus occidentalis (western predatory mite)
Lineage: Eukaryota; Metazoa; Arthropoda; Arachnida; Mesostigmata; Phytoseiidae
Gene: Cog1
Product: conserved oligomeric Golgi complex subunit 1
Exons: 1
Coding region: 1-2217 (738 amino acids)
Biological process (GO): intra-Golgi vesicle-mediated transport
Cellular component (GO): COG complex; Golgi apparatus
Source: RefSeq, a predicted model, not a curated record
AUGAUACCGAACGAAGAUUCGGUGAGCACCGGUGCCGAUGCCCUGUUUCAACAGCAUUCGAUCGCCGAGAUCGUGGAGAUACGCCAGAGGAUUCUCCAGGACAUCACGAAGAAGAAUCACGAGGUCCGAGAGUUGGUCGGAGAAAGGUAUCGAGAUCUAAUCGAUGCCGCCGACACGAUACAGAACAUGAAACGAGUCGUGGAUGAACUACCGGCGAAGCUCCAACAGCUGCCGCUCAGCUGCGGUGAAUUCAAUCCGUGUCCUCUGGAGGUUCCGAGCAGAGAUGCUCAAGUUUUCACCAAUUUCGCUCAAACGAAGCUGAUUCUGGACAUAUGUGCCAAAUUGGGAGCUCUGAUCGAAGCCCGCGAGAUGAUUUCUUCCGCUGCACUAAUUGCCCUCGCUCAGGUGGCUCUACGUGAUAACAACCUUCCCGCUGAGGUUCUUUCGUCCACGCAGAAGUCGUUGAAGAACUCGACACGACUCCUGAACAAAGCGUGCCUCGCCGCCGUGGCCGAUCCGGUUUGUGAUAAGGAUGCGCUCGCCGAGACUCUCUGCACCCUCUCGAUCUUGGAAGGGAGGAAACCCGAGCGUCUCGUAGAAACAUUCUUCCAGGAACGACGAGCGCGCCUGGAUGAGAUUCUCGACAGUCAGAUGAUGUUGACCAAAGACAAAUUCAGCGCAAUAGCACAAUAUCUCAUCAAAACUCUGAGUCUUUCCGAGUGCCUAUCCUCGGACCGUCCGUACUUUCUCGAGUAUUUCGAAAGACACCGAAUCAGCACCGAAGGCAUUGUAUCUCUCGUCGAGGACCCUCUUUCGCUGUCGACACACUUCCUGGCACAGUACCUCAGCGAGUUCCGCUGUAUACUUCCGAAAAGCCUUUACGAGGCUAAACUCACGAGUCUGACGCGGGAGAAAACGAAAUCUUUCAUCGAGGACAUACGCCAGAGCUGCCGCCAGAAACUGGCGCUCGAGCUGCAAUGUUUCUCCGAUUGCAGAGCAAUAGCGAAAACCUAUGAUCAUCUCGUCAAGUCGAUCGAAGAAAUCCAACUCUCGACCGUUUGUAUCAACGGAACUCCGAACGUUUACGAGCUGUUCUUCCGUGACGCAAUCGUGCGACGCAUAGCUGAGAUCUUCGAGGACAUUAUCAGUAAGGCCACCGAGCAGAUGCUCGUCUCGGUUCACGCGAGUUUCGCCGAGGCUUCUCGCAUCAAAUCGUCAAACGUUCCAACUCUAUGCAGGAAUCUCGAUGCAGCAGUCAAAUCAGCUUUGGAUCAGCUUGCGGAGUUCGCUCCCUACGGCGAAGUCACUUCGGACGAAUACCGCUCCCUCGCGGAGUUGACGAGCACGGCGACCGAGCAGAAGCUCACUCAGGUCCGCGCGUUUGUUUCGCAAUGCGUCGAGAGCGGAGUUCGCUGUUGUUACUUCCUGUCGUUGUUAUCGCAUCUUUCAGCUAGUUUAACCGCCUGCACGAAUCUGCAAAAAGUCUUCGGCAGUACGUGGACCCAACGGAGGGAUUUCCUCAUGGAGAGUCGGGAUCUUGCGGCGUCCACAGCGAUGAAUGUGUUGGUCGACGAAGCCAUGGGAACGUUCCGAAAAGCUUUCGAGGAAACGCCGGUGAACCGCAUCCUCCUGGAAAUGUCAUCCGUCAAGGCUCGCAUCGAGAUGAGCGAAGAGGGUGAGAGCGGGCUACAGUCAACGUCCAUACACGUGCCCCAGCAUUGCCUGUUCCCAUUGAGUCAACUUCUGUUCUCGAUUUCGGUCUACAUCAGGGACAGAAUGGAAUGCGCGGUUUCGGUCAAGGUCGUCGCACAAAUCAAUCUGACCAUAGCCAAAGCCGUAGAAGACACAUACCAAAAAGUCCUAGACUCUCGAGCUUGUCUCCCGCAAACGGCGCAACAAGAACUAGCUGUGCAGCUGUUGUUCGACAUGGAAUACUUGGAGAAACUUCUGUCCAGCAGCCUCGACGACGAUUUUCGCAGCCAAUGCAUCGCGUUGAUAGACCCGGUUGAUUAUCACAUGGCGCGACCUCAUCUCGAUGAGGGCGUCAUCGGACUGGUUGCUCAGACGGCGAUGUUGUACGGCCUUCUUUGCCCCCGGUGCACGCCAGGCAAGCCACGGAAACAGACGAGUCAAGACCACAAUGUCGUUCCUUUAGCCGAACAGACUAUCCAACGCUUCAGUUCGCUCCCGGUCGGCGUUCCCUCGCUCCGCAGAUAG